AAGCACUUGAGUGUUUUAUCAUUACAAAAUACAAUAAACUGUUUAUUUAAUAUAUGAGUGUUUUGUGGCAAGAGUGACACUUACAAUUACCACUUCUGUCGAGGUCAAGGUAUAUAAAUGACUUAAGUCUCGACUAACAUAAUUUUUUCGAUAGUUACCACAAUGAAACUAAGCGUAACGUUGGUGUUAUUCUUGUGUCACAAUAUUUGGUCUUACGAUUAUGAAACGAAAUAUUUCGAAGUACUUUUAGAUCACUUCAGUUUCACCAAUAAUGCCACUUUUAAAUUAAAAUAUUUAAUCAAUGAUACUUUUUGGACAAACGAUGGCCCGAUUUUUUUCUACACAGGGAAUGAAGGGACUGUUGAAAAUUUCGCCGAAAAUACCGGAUUUAUGUUCGAUAUUGCGCCCAGUUUUAAUGCUUUGGUAGUUUUCGCCGAACAUCGGUACUAUGGCGAAAGUUUGCCUUUUGGUAACGAUUCUUUCGUGUCACCGAGUCAUAUAGGGUACCUUACUUCAAGUCAAGCCCUUGCUGACUUUGUCGACUUGAUCAAUUACCUCCAAACAAUGAGCCUUGAAAAAGUACCAGUCAUUGCUUUUGGUGGCUCUUACGGUGGAAUGCUAGCCUCAUGGCUUAGAAUGAAGUAUCCGGCAUCAGUCGUUGGUGCAAUUGCAGCUUCAGCCCCAAUUUGGCAAUUUGAGACCCCGUGUGAGGAUUUUUACAAAGUUGUUACGAGAGUGUACCAAGAAGCUGUGGCUAAAGAUUGCCCUCUUUUGAUCACUAAAUCAUGGACUGCGUUAAGAAAUAUCUCGGAAAGUCCAGAAGGAAAAGCCUGGCUUUCGGACGCUUGGCAGUUGUGUUCCCCUCUUGAAACAUCAGCAGAUGUCGAAACCCUAAUCGGGUGGUAUUCCGAGAUUUUGGUCAACAUGGCCAUGGUUAACUACCCCUACUCUACGUCAUUUCUGGCACCUUUGCCCCCAUUUCCGGUUAAAACCUUCUGUUCGCAACUUACGCAAGCAAACAUCGUCGAUGAUAAGUCCCUAGUUAUGGCCCUCGGAGACGCGUUGCAAAUUUACACGAAUUUUACCGAAACCACAACUUGUAAUAAAAUCAAUCAAACGGCUGAAGCACUCGGAGAGGAGGGCUGGUACUUCCAGGCUUGUACCGAGAUGAUUAUGCCGAUGUGUUCCAUCGAUGGGGAUAUGUUCGAAAAUGAUCCAUGGGAUUAUGGAAAAUAUGCGAGUCAGUGUUUUGAAAAAUGGGGAGUGAAUCAAACACAUCCAGAAUUGCCGGUGCUUGAAUAUGGAGGGAAGGAGAUCAAAGCGGCCAGUAAUAUUGUUUUUAGUAACGGUUUACUCGAUCCUUGGUCGAGUGGCGGUGUUUUGAAGAAUGUGUCCGAAAGUGUUGUUUCCGUGAUUAUCCCAGAUGGGGCCCAUCAUAUUGAUUUGCGAGGAGGGAACAAAGAUGAUCCCGAAACGGUGAUUGAAGCGAGGCAGUUUCAUGUCGAUAAUAUUAAAAAAUGGAUCAUGGAGUUCUAUUUUCAUAGUGGGAAAGGGGCUUUUUUCGAGAAGAUUAAGUACCAACAUGUUGCCAGAAAUUAAAUUAGUUUGUAUGAGAACAAAGUAGUGCCUAAAUAAAAAAUAGAAAUGA
Messenger RNA from Tribolium castaneum (red flour beetle), 1648 nucleotides. RefSeq names its product lysosomal Pro-X carboxypeptidase. The transcript is spliced from 3 exons. The record is from RefSeq and is a predicted model, not a curated record. The coding region runs from base 163 to 1599 and encodes 478 amino acids. Gene Ontology annotation, biological process: proteolysis. Lineage: Eukaryota; Metazoa; Arthropoda; Insecta; Coleoptera; Tenebrionidae. Gene Ontology annotation, molecular function: dipeptidyl-peptidase activity; serine-type exopeptidase activity.